Messenger RNA from Hevea brasiliensis (rubber tree), 1291 nucleotides. RefSeq lists its product as uncharacterized. Lineage: Eukaryota; Viridiplantae; Streptophyta; Magnoliopsida; Malpighiales; Euphorbiaceae. The transcript is spliced from 2 exons. The coding region runs from base 55 to 951 and encodes 298 amino acids. The record is from RefSeq and is a predicted model, not a curated record. Gene Ontology annotation, molecular function: polysaccharide binding.
UCCGCUUUCCUCUUUCCUUGAUUUCUCUUCGUAAAAGGCAUAUCAAGCUUUGGAAUGGAAAAUCCUCUAUGCUUCAUCACCUUCUCUGUCACCCUCUUCAUAAGUGGGCUAACAUUAGCCGUAGACCCACCAUGCCGGACCACAUGUGGUUCCCUACAGGUUAAGUAUCCUUUCGGCACCGCCUACGGCUGUGGCUCACCCCGGUUCUAUCCCUACAUAACCUGCGCAUCCAGCGGAGAUCAGCUUCAACUUACCACCCACACAGGCUCUUAUCCUGUCACCUCCAUAUCCUACACCGCCUCCACCAUAACCAUCACUCCUCCUUCCAUGUCCACAUGCACCACCAUGCACCAGUCAGCCAACUUCGGCCUAGACUGGGCUAGCCCAUUCCAGCUUGGCCCAUCAACUUUCAUCCUCCUCUCAUGUCCACCACCAACCUCUUCCCUCACCAUGAAAGGAUCACCAGUCUGUGAAACUUCCUCUUCCUACCUCUGUGCCUCGAUAUACACAUGUCCGGCAGUAAUUGGACUUGGGUUGCCGCUUUUUCCACCUACAAAUACAUGCUGUGUGUAUGCUCCGGCGAACUUCAACGGCAAAAGUGAACUUGAUCUCCACUUGAUGAAGUGCUUGGGGUAUGCAUCAGUGGCAUCUCUUGACGAUUACCCGACAGACCCGAGCCGGUGGGAGUAUGGGGUGGUGCUGAACUAUAGAAGUGGAGCUUUUGAUGAUUUUGACGUGGAUAAUAAGUGUAACACAUGUGAGAGUAGUGGCGGCGUAUGUGGUUAUGCUUCGCCAGGAAACUCCUUCGUGUGCUUAUGCAGCAGCGGAAUAAACACCACUACGGACUGCAAUGGCUACAGCCAGUAUCUGGGAUUCACUUGGAGCUCCAUUUCUGCCAGACUAUCAUGCACGAUUUGGUUGGGGAUUUUAGCUGGUCUAAUUUUCAUUUGAGCAACUUGAUAUAUAUAUAUAUAUAUAUCUUAUUCUAUUGUUAGAUGAUGCUUGGAUUUCCUCUCUGUGGGAUUGGUGUGAUCUUUUUCUAAGAAAUGACCCUUUGUAAUGGUAAGUGAAAGUUGUAAGGCAUUAAAGUUAGGUCACAUUUGGUGGAGCUCAAAAGAACAAAGACUAGAAGGAAUAAAGGUGGAAAGGGACGAGCAUAUAUGCACUAGGAAGGUUAGUGUAAUACUUAUAGACUAUAAAGUAAGAGUAAUUUCUAUUUUGGGUUUAUUUGAUUUUGAUUGGAAGCGGAAUUUGAGACUAGCACCCUGGUAAUUACUCCCUCUUUCGACCA